GCGGGCGGCCCAGCGGGAGGCUGCGCGGCCAGCCAGCCGGGAGCACUGGGACAGCACAUGAUUUGGGAGUUACACUUUGUGACAUGGAUGAAUCUGGACUGACCCUUGGCACAAUAGAUGUUUCUUAUCUGCCACAUUCAUCAGAAUACAGCCUCAGUCGAUGUAAACACAUGAGUGAGGAAUGGGGUGACUGUGGUUUUAAACCUACCUUCUUCAGAUCUGCAACAUUAAAAUGGAAAGAAAGCCUCAUGAGCCGGAAAAGGCCAUUUGUUGGAAGAUGUUGUUAUUCUUGCACUCCUCAGAGCUGGGAAAAAUUUUUCAACCCCAGUAUCCCAUCUUUAGGUUUGCGGAAUGUUAUUUACAUCAAUGAAACUCAUACAAGGCACCGAGGAUGGCUUGCAAGACGUCUUUCUUACAUUCUUUUUAUUCAAGAGCGGGAUGUCCAUAAGGGCAUGUUUGCUACCAGUGUUGCUGAAAAUGUACUGAACAGCAGCAGAGUACAAGAAGCAAUUGCUGAAGCGGCUGCUGAGUUGAACCCUGAUGGUUCUCCCCAGCAGCAAUCCAAAGCCAUCCAGAAAGUGAAAAAGAAAGCCAAAAAGAUCCUUCAAGAAAUGGUUGCCACUGUUUCACCGGGGAUGAUCAGACUGACUGGGUGGGUGCUGCUAAAAUUGUUCAACAGCUUCUUCUGGAAUAUUCAGAUUCACAAGGGUCAACUUGAGAUGGUUAAAGCUGCAACUGAGACCAAUUUGCCGCUUAUAUUUCUACCAGUCCAUAGAUCCCAUAUUGACUAUUUGCUGCUCACUUUCAUUCUCUUCUGCCAUAACAUCAAAGCACCAUACAUUGCUUCAGGCAAUAAUCUCAACAUUCCAAUCUUCAGUACCUUGAUCCAUAAACUUGGGGGCUUUUUUAUACGACGGAGGCUUGAUGAAACACCAGAUGGACGGAAAGAUAUUCUUUACAGAGCUUUGCUUCAUGGGCACAUAGUUGAACUACUCCGGCAGCAGCAGUUCUUGGAGAUUUUCCUGGAAGGCACACGUUCUAGGAGUGGAAAAACCUCUUGUGCUCGGGCGGGACUUUUGUCAGUGGUAGUAGAUGCCCUGUCUACCAACACCAUCCCAGAUAUCUUGAUAAUACCUGUUGGAAUCUCCUAUGAUCGGAUAAUUGAAGGUCACUACAAUGGUGAACAACUGGGCAAACCCAAGAAGAACGAGAGCCUUUGGAGUGUAGCAAGAGGUGUUAUUAGAAUGUUACGAAAAAACUAUGGUUAUGUCAGAGUGGAUUUUGCACAGCCAUUUUCCUUAAAGGAAUAUUUAGAAAGCCAAAGUCAGAAACCUGUGUCUGCCCCACUUUCUCUGGAGCAAGCAUUGUUACCAACUAUACUUCCUUCAAAACCUAAUGAUGCUGCUGAUGAAGGUAUAGACAUGUCCAAUAAUGAGUCUAGAAAUGCAGCAGAUGAAUCCUUCCGAAGAAGGCUGAUUGCAAAUCUGGCUGAGCACAUUCUCUUCACUGCUAGCAAGUCCUGUGCCAUUAUGUCUACCCACAUUGUGGCCUGCCUGCUCCUCUACAGACACAGGCAGGGAAUCCAUCUCUCUACAUUGGUGGAAGACUUCUUUGUGAUGAAGGAGGAAGUCCUGGCUCGUGAUUUUGACCUGGGGUUCUCAGGAAAUUCAGAAGAUGUAGUCAUGCAUGCUAUACAGCUGCUGGGAAAUUGUGUCACAAUCACACACACUAGCAGGAAUGAUGAAUUUUUUAUUACUCCCAGCACAACUGUUCCAUCAGUCUUUGAACUCAAUUUCUAUAGCAACGGGGUACUUCAUGUCUUUAUCAUGGAGGCCAUCAUAGCCUGCAGCCUGUAUGCUGUUCUGAAUAAAAGGGGCUCAGGAGGGCCUGCCGGCACCCCUGGCAGCUUGAUCAGCCAGGAGCAGCUGGUGCGGAAGGCGGCCAGCCUGUGCUAUCUGCUCUCCAAUGAAGGCACCAUCUCUCUUCCCUGUCAGACUUUUUACCAAGUUUGCCAUGAAACAGUAGGAAGGUUUAUCCAGUAUGGAAUUCUUAUAGUGGCAGAGCAAGAUGACCAGGAAGAUAUCAGUCCUGGUCUUGCAGAGCAGCAGUGGGACAAGAAGCUUCCUCAACCUUUGAAUUGGAGAAGUGAUGAAGAAGAUGAAGACAGUGAUUUUGGUGAGGAGCAGCGGGAUUGCUACCUGAAGGUGAGCCAGUCCAAGGAGCACCAGCAGUUCAUCACCUUCUUACAGAGGCUUCUUGGGCCCUUGCUGGAGGCCUACAGUUCUGCCGCCAUCUUCAUCCACAACUUCAGUGGUCCUGUUCCAGAACCUGAGUACCUGCAGAAACUGCAUAAAUUCCUAAUAACCAGAACAGAAAGGAAUAUUGCAGUGUAUGCUGAGAGUGCCACAUAUUGUCUUGUGAAGAAUGCUGUGAAAAUGUUUAAAGAUAUUGGGGUUUUCAAAGAGACCAAGCAAAAGAAAGUAUCUGUUUUAGAACUGAGCAGCACUUUUCUACCUCAAUGCAACCGGCAAAAACUCCUAGAAUACAUUCUGAGUUUUGUGGUGCUGUAGGUAACUUGCAGCACCUUUGGUGAGUGAAGGGCUGGAGAUGAGUCCCUCGAAGGCUCCAGCUCGAAGGCUCCAGCCCAACCUGAGAGUGGCAGGUGCUGUCGCAUGGCCAGGCCUGCCUGCCCUGCCUUGAGGUGACCUCCUAGAAGACAAGUGCCUUUUGCCCUCAUGGACCUGUGCUCUUCCCAACUCAUAAGCAGCAGCCUAACAUGACACUUGGGGGCCCUUGGCCUCCGUUUGCAACUCGUAAUCAGUUUUACUAGAUGAAGUCUCAAUAAAUUAUUUUGGAGUUUAUUAAAGAUUCACAUUUUAAGUACAACUUUUAAGUACUAAUUACUGUGAUGGAUACAGAAAUGUAGUUGCAUUCCAGAACUGACUCUUGUAUACAUCAUGCUGUCAGUAAUUCACUGGUCUAUUUUCUGAUUAAUGGUUAAUACUUCCUUUAAAAAUAAUUGGGUCUUCCAUUCAUUCCUUUUCAGUCUUAUCAUCAAUAUUAGCUAAAUUAUACAUGGGAGCCCCUUUCAUCCCAAAGUGCUUUACAAGUGAAUGGGCUGAGACACAUCAUACCUGGGUAUUGCUGUGCUGCCCUUUGCAGUCAGUUUUAGAAAGUGUUCUAAGAGCUGCACAAGAACAGACAAUAUGAGUUUAGGCCAAGAAUUGAGGCAUCAUGAUCAAACUGCUAACAUCACAGAGUAACUCUGGCUGGCAAAAUUCAAGGCGUACUUGGCCAGAAAACUGGCACUGAACAUUUUGCUCAUAUGAUGAAGUGCCAUUGAGUUUUAAGUGACCAGUAAGUAUUCAGAAACUCACCCUGUUUUAUCUCUGUAUCCCUUCCCAUUCCCGGGUGGAAGGUACAGUUGUUGUUUCUUAGGAAUCCUCCAAUCAAAAGCAACUGUACUAAGUUCAUUAGCUCAGCAAAUGGACUGUUAGUGUGUAGUGCCCUGAUUAGACUGCUGACCUAGGGCUUUCGUGUGCUGUGCACAGAUUGUACCCUGCACCCCAGUCUGGGUGAAUAGUAUAUACUUUAUUUGUGCCAUCUACAACCUGUACAUAUGUGCAGUGACCCUGCUGAGUGGUAAAUGGUUGGAGGUAUUUGUGGAUUUUUAGCUUUGAGAAAAAACCGUAGUUCUUCAGAAAUUUGUAUGUGUUAUAAUAUGCCCAAAGCCCAAUGUCCUAGAGAGGCAAAUAGUUAUGAAAAACUGUCUGUUUAUAAUGGGUAGGUACCUUUUUGUGAACAGGGAGUGUAAUAGUUCAAUGAGGUAACUAUGGUGGUUUCUUAAUUAUCAUGUAAUGUUAAAAUUUUUCUAACAAUAUACUGCCCCUUAUCUCCAUGGUAGUAUGGAGUUAGAAAGUUUUCUGCCUAAAUUCUUUGAAGUUAGUAUAAAAGCAUUGAAAAUGAAGUUUAUACUUUCUUGAGCUUGGAUUUUAAACACUAGUCAUAUCUCAUGAAUGACAGGUGUGAGAUGGGACAGGGUAGGGACACUGGUAUUUCACAUUGUUGGAAACUCAUAGCAGUAACACUAUUGCUGUUGUGAUCCUCUCCACUCUGCUCCAAUUCUGCAUGUAAAAUCUGUUUUCUUCUUUAAUGUUGGCAGAGCACAUGUGUCAGUCACUCAGUUGCAGCAGCUCCAGUGUGGAGGUAUGGAGUGAGAUGCUCACCUUUUAGCCUUCUAUUUCACCAACUAGGGUAGGAGAACACUUCUCUUGAAUGCACUUGGGGGAUACCCAGGGAGUCUCUUUUAUUCUCUUGGGUGUUCCUUAUCUGGGAAAUCAGACAUUUUACUAGUAAGUCUCUCUCUCGCUCUCUCUCUGUCUCUCUCUGUGUGUUUCCCAAUUCUCCAAAGUGUAAAUGAAGAAUCGCUCAAACUCUGUUAGUCGGCUGGAAAGUCAAGGUUGAGGCUGACUUCCCAGUGCAUAUGCUGCUCUGUUUGUCACUUCUGCAAAGAGCUGCUGCUUUGCCAGCCCAAGCAGAGAAACUGUGAUUUCUCUUGCUCUAUUUUCCCUUUUGGUUGUUUUGUUUUCAAAAAAUUCAAUCAAAUGCUUUGAGGAAUGCAGUUUGCUUGCUCUUUUGCCACUUAACUCACUGUGAGGAUAAAUAUGCAUGCUUUUUGUAAUUAAUUGGUGCUUUGAAACCUUUUUUAAAAAAGAAAAAUCUCAACCAAAGUUAUGCUUAUCCAGACAAGCUGAUCCUUAAGUUAAUUUUAGCACAACUCAUUCUUCAGUGCCUCAUAAAUGAAAAAAAAAAAAAAAA
This is a messenger RNA of Castor canadensis (American beaver), 4818 nucleotides long. It is a transcript of the gene Gpam, whose product is annotated as glycerol-3-phosphate acyltransferase, mitochondrial. Gene Ontology annotation, biological process: glycerol-3-phosphate metabolic process; fatty acid metabolic process; phospholipid biosynthetic process. Gene Ontology annotation, molecular function: glycerol-3-phosphate O-acyltransferase activity. NCBI's taxonomy places the organism in Eukaryota, Metazoa, Chordata, Mammalia, Rodentia, Castoridae. The record is from RefSeq and is a predicted model, not a curated record. Gene Ontology annotation, cellular component: mitochondrial membrane; plasma membrane.